This is a messenger RNA of Alosa sapidissima (American shad), 7679 nucleotides long. It is a transcript of the gene ube2o, whose product is annotated as ubiquitin-conjugating enzyme E2O. The record is from RefSeq and is a predicted model, not a curated record. Lineage: Eukaryota; Metazoa; Chordata; Actinopteri; Clupeiformes; Clupeidae. The transcript has 19 exons. The coding region runs from base 343 to 4464 and encodes 1373 amino acids.
UUAUGUUAGCCGCGCCAAAUUAAAACAAACACACUUUGCCUUUUAACUCAAUUUAACUAGCUAACUAAAUAAUUGGAUGAGUUGAUUUUUUAUAUAUAUAUAAAUGAGUAGGCCUAUAGGCUGACAGGUGGUCAUUCUGUCGUUGCAUAUUGUUAACAUCUUGUGAGUAUUGUCAGGCUGUUAUUCCACUCCCUCUUUUGAAACGGCUUCGUCGCUUCUACCAACGUGCGGUGAUACGUACCGACGUAAACACGUGCAGGUCCCUGGUUACAGGUUUCUGCUCAUUAUCCCUUCUCUACCAUCCCUCUCGCUCUUUCGCAUCAUUCCCCGACAACAGCAGCGAUGGCGGAACCCGUGGCAUCGGAGGCUACAGACGCAGCAUCCCCAUCCCCGACUCCAGCCCUUUCCCCGGCAGCUAGCCCAGGAUCCGAGCCUCCUUCCAUGGCGCUCUCUCCUUCAGCUGGAGGAUCUGAACGACUCCUUUUCACCCACGACCUAGUCUCAGGUCGGCAUCGUGGGUCGGUCCGAUUUGGCCUUGUGGUAAUGAUAUAUGGCGAGGAUGAUUUUGACUCUGAUUCGGACAUAGAUGUGGACAUAGCGGGCGAUGGCGGAGGUAAAGGAGGUGGUGGUGGCGGCUGUGGGGUAUGUGCUGUCUCCGGUAACUCUGAUACAGAAAACGGUGCUGCGGACUCGCGGACACGGCCUCUGGGAAGAGGUUUUGUACGGGUGCAGUGGUAUCCAGAUGGAGUAAAGCAAGACGUUCAUGAAACCAAGCUCAAACUUGAAGAUCGAUCCAUCGUGCCUAGAGACUUUGUACGACGGUUGAAUUCCAAUGAUAAGCAGUGUGGUAUAGUCACCAACAUUAACAUAGAGUGUGCCGUGAAGUUGGUUGGAACCAACUGUGUCCUAUAUCCUGUCAGCAGUCGAGACCUGCAACACAUAUGGACAUUUAUGUAUGGGGAUUACAUAGUGUACGACUUCUGGCUGGGGAAGGUCUAUGACUUGAGCAACAAUAUUAUCUUGAAGCUUUCCAAUGGAGCCAGGUGUUCAAUGAGUGAGGAAGAUGGCUCCAAACUCUAUGACGUCUGUCCUCACGUCAGUGACUCUGGGCUCUUCUUUGAUGAGGCUUAUGGGUUCUACCCAGGCCAAGUUUUGAUUGGUCCGUCGAAGGUAUUCGCCAACGUGCAGUGGCUGUAUGGCGUAAAGCCAGUGUUGAGUAAGAAGACUAAGUUCCGAGUAGUAGUGGAAGAGGUGCAGGUGGUGGAGCUGAAGGUGACGUGGAUCACCAAGAGCUACUCCCCCAAGGGCUCCGACAGCGUCUACCCUCCGCCCUCCACCAUCACCCAGGAGAACCUCUGCAAAGUGAAGCGGUUGGGUUACUAUGACCACACGCAGAGGCAGCUGGGUGACCGGGCACUCUACGUGUUCCCGUCGAAGGUGGACGCCACGCGCAUCACCUGCGAGGGGCCAGAGGGGGCGCCGGUGCACCCCGAGGAUCCCGUCUGCAGGAGGCUGAAGCGGAUGUUUAAGAAGGAGCUGGGGAGGAAGUCAGCGGACAGUGCAGAUUCACACGGCAACCGUCUACAGCCAGGAGACAAGCCUGACCACGCAGACGGUGAAAAGCAAACUGAGGCCAAGCAUGAUGGGAUAGCGGAGGACCCCUCAGCGCCCCGUUGCCCUAACAACGGCCCCAUGGAGCGGACUGACGGCGUGACGGACAAGGAAGUGCAGACGGGCGAGGAGGGCCACGGCGAGACGCUGGGCGACCUGGACUCGGACGCGGAGGCGGACGACACGGACGACACAAGCUCCAUCACGUCGUCGGCCAGCUCCACGGCCUCGCUGCAGAGCACGGGCCUGGGCCACAACCGCAAGAAGAGCAUCCCGCUGUCCAUCCGCAACCUCAAGAGGAAGCACAAGAAGAAGAGGACCAAGUUCUCCCGCGAGUUCAAGCCCGGCGACAGGGUGGCGGUGGAGGUCGUCUCCACAGUGACCUCGGCUGAUGUCAUGUGGAAGGACGGCCGACUAGAGACGGGCAUCCGCUCCAAUGACCUCAUCCCCAUCCAACACCUGGACAACCACGAGUUCUGCCCUGGCGACUACGUCGUCGACAAGCGCUCCUCCGCUCCCCAGGACCCAGGGCUUUAUGGGGUCAUUCAGUCAGGUGACCACAAGGGCAGGACGUGUGCUGUCAAGUGGAUCAAACUCAACGCUGCGGGCGACGAUGUAGAGGUGAUUGGUGAAGAGGAGGAUGUCAGUGUUUAUGACAUCGCUGAUCAUCCAGACUUCCAUUUCCGCACCACGGAUAUAGUCAUCAGAAUAGUCAACCCUGACCCAGAGGACUGCGAAAAUGACAGUACGUCAGUGGGUCAUGUGUCCAGAGUGGAUGUCAGCAGUAAGGUGGAGGUGGUCUGGGCUGACAACUCUAAAACCAUCGUACUGCCACAGCACUUGUAUAAUGUGGAGUCGGAGGUGGAGGAGUCGGACUACACCUCCGUGGAGGGCAGCAGCAGCGGCGCCUCCUCCGAGUGGGAGUGGGAGGACGAGAGCGACAGCUGGGAGACGGUGGAGGAGGAGCACAAGGAGGACCCGGCGCCGGCCCCAGUGCCCACCGCGGCUACCGCCACCGCCGCCCCCGAAACUACGCCCCUGACGCCAGUCAGCGGGGACGCCCCGGGGGCCGUCGGCGCCGCCGCUACCGCGACCCCCGACCCGUCGGCCGCCGCCGCCACGACGCCAGGGAACGCGGAGGAGAAGCCUGGUAAGGAGGGCACGGCGCGAGGCUUGAGGGAGCUGAAGGAGGCGCUGAAGAUCCUGGAGAGCCUGAAGAACAUGACCGUGGAGCAGCUGUGGACCGGCUCGCCCACCUCCCCGACCUCCGUGGAGCCCUCGGCCGCCGCGCCGACCGCCACCGCCACCGCCGCCGCCACCACGCCGGCGUCUGCCGAGCCGGGCGCCAAGCCCACCAAGGAGAAGCGCUUCCUGGACGACAUCAAGAAGCUGCAGGAGAACCUCAAGAAGACGCUGGACGUCGUGGCCAUCGUGGAGGAGGAGCGCAAGGAGGGCGCCGCCGAGGAGGAGCGGCCCGCCGCCACGACCGCCUCGGCCGCCCAGCCGCAGGCCGAGCCGCAGACGCCUGUGCGCUCCGAGUGGCCCAGCGACACGCCGGUGCUGUGCCAGCAGAGCGGUGGCAAGCCUGGCGUCACCUUCACCAGUGCCAAGGGAGAGGUGUUCUCCGUGCUGGACGAGGCACCAGAGACUCACACCUUUAAGAUCAUGGAGUUCCAGCCGGCUGAAGCCAAGAAGUUCUUCAGCACCGUGCGGAAGGAGAUGGCUCUGCUGGCCACCUCCCUGCCCGACGGCAUCAUGGUCAAGACCUUCGAGGACCGCAUGGACCUGUUUUCUGCUCAGAUCAAGGGCCCCACACGCACACCCUAUGAGGACGGGCUCUUCCUGUUCGACAUUCAGCUCCCCAACAUCUACCCUGCAGUGCCCCCCCUCUUCCGCUACCUGUCCCAGUGCAGCGGCCGCCUCAAUCCCAAUCUCUAUGACAACGGCAAAGUGUGCGUGAGCCUGCUAGGCACCUGGAUUGGCAAGGGCACAGAGAGGUGGACCAGCAAAUCUAGCCUGCUACAAGUGCUCAUUUCCAUCCAAGGUCUCAUCCUGGUAAAUGAACCUUACUACAACGAGGCCGGCUUCGACAGCGACCGGGGACUGCAGGAAGGCUACGAGAACAGCCGGUGCUACAACGAGAUGGCGCUGAUCAAGAUGGUGCAGUCCAUGACCACGCUGCUGCAGCACCCCGUGGAGGUCUUCCAGCAGGAGAUCCGGGAGCACUUUGACGCCUGCGGCUGGCGCCUGGUGCACCGGCUCGAGUCCUGGCUGGAGCUGGACGGGACGGUGGUGGAGCGCGGCGGCGGCAAAGCCGGUGGAGGAGGAGGAGGAGGAGGCUUCCGAGACCGAGAGCCGCUGGAGGAGAUCCCCAAGGCGCUGGCGCACAGCAGCCCCAGCAAGGAGGAGGACCUGGAGGACUCGGGCCUGAGCCACUCCACCACGGCGGCGGCCGGGGGCUCGUCCGGGAGCGCCUCCACCCUGCAGCAGGACCUCAGCCAGAGUUCGGACUGCGAGGGCUCGGUGACCGGGGGGAGCGCGGGCGGCGGAGCGGUGGAGGGGUCGGACGGGGUCACGACGACGACGACGUCAGACGGGGCGGCGGCGGUGGUGUCCACCACGCAGGGCUCGAGUGGCGUGUCGCAAACCAAGGAGUCUCAACCCACGGUCAGACCAAAGAAGCGGAGAAAGAGCUACCGCAGCUUCCUGCCCGAGCGCAGCGGCUACCCGGACAUCGGCUUCCCACUCUUCCCCCUCUCCAAGGGCUUCGUCAAGAGCAUGUGUGGGGUGCUGCUGCAGUACCGGGCCGCCCUUAUUGCUGCUGGCAUCGCCGAGCACAGGGAGGACAAAUAAGGACCGAUCCCCACCACCCUGUCGCCCCCUCUCCUCACCCCCCUCCAGUUGUCUCUGCUUCUUGGCACUACAAGAAAAGAUUUGUUCUCCCCCCUCACCUGCCUGCAAAAAGCUGCACUGUGCCCCCCCUCCCUUGCUCUCUCUCUCUUUCCCUCCUCUCCAGCCAGCUGCAUCCUCCUCUCACACUCUCUCUGACUCUCACUCUUUCUUUCUUUCUUUCUUUCUUUCUUUCUUUCUUUCUUUUGUUCUUUCUCUCUCUCUCUCUCACCCUCUUUGUGCUCCAGAAGCAUUGUGUCCCAGCAGCCUACUGCCUUUACCUGUGACCUGAGGAGACCCUCGUCGCCUUGUCUUUGUACUGAAAUGCCUAACUAGAGCCCCUCCCCUUCCCCCUUCCCCACAAGCUGUGUUUGUACCCAUUCCGAGUUCCUUGAGCGUCUCGAACAUAAGCUACCCCCACACUUCGUCCCUUUUUUGACAAAUACCGUACCCCCAAAUACCCCCCUCCCCACCCACCUGAUGUUGUUCACUGAUACUCUGGUCGCUCAGGGAGACAUGGACACUGAAGGCACGGCUCAGCCACAGUGGGGAGGAGGCUGAAACGGACAUUUUUGAGACCCAAUCGAGUCUUGACUGAGCCAUUCGAGAGCCCUUAUUGAGCCCUUCUGUGUGAUUUCAGUUUCUCAGAAGGGUUUUGGUGGGCCCCUGGAAGAAGGCAGGCAGGACGGGACAGAUCCAACCAAAGCCAGAAGGCUGUUGAUGUUUUGAGAUGCUGUUGGUUGGGUCCCUGAGUCCUGCCCAUCACUGCUGUGGGAGGGUCAGAGUCCCUGAUAGGCCAUUCAUUGAACUGUUACCACACAAUGGGUUUGCACAAGUUAGCCCAGACUGCCCCAGCUGAAAAAUUGAUGGAUGUUGUUCUCAUUUUCAUCAGUGUUGCCAUGACAUUAACUGACAUGUAGCCCAGUCUGACUUGUAGUCUUUGCUUCCAUUUUAUGGACUACAUAUCCCAGCAAAACUGAAGUCUCUGGUCCUUGUCUUCAUACCCCAUUUUGCUGUUAUAUUUUUUUUUGCUAAGUUUUUAACCAGUUUGGUCAACAAUCUGAUUUGAAAAUUUACAAUGAAGUCUUUAAAGGUUGACGUUCCUGAUAGUUUUCUUUUGCCCUAAACCUGCACACAUGCACCCAUACACAUCAAGAAUGUUUGAAAACUGCCCAGACACUUAGCUUCACAACAACAACAAUAACAACAACAGCCCGUGCUACUUUUUCUUGGCACCUUGCACCAAAAACCAUGUAGACAUUUUGAGUGUCAAGUUUACAUUACUAAAGCCAGAUACCUGUUGCACUUUCUUGCAGUUCUUAACUCCAUGUUCUUGACCAGGUACCAGACUUGGUGUAACGUGUAGAAUGACGCUAGACACAGUCAAAGUUGGAGCUCCAGAACACCUGUAUGACCCUGUACAGCUCAUUCCAUCUUUUAAGUACUUUUAAGAACACCUCUUUAAAAAAAAAAAAAAAAAAAGCAAUUCUCAUGACUUCAUACAAAGUUUUCUAUGUAUUUGCCUUGACAACCUCAUCUCCACUUUUCCCCCUUUUUUCUUUGUGAAAUGCACUUGAAAAUACUCUUGGAAGUAUCUGCCCCCCCUGUCCUGGACAGUGCCCUCUACAGGGUGGGCAGACCUCUCAGACACUGUCCCAGCAUGGUCCCCCUUAUCCCUUGACAUGUCCUCCUUUUUUUACGAUGCUGUGUCUCAUGAACAUGUUGCCUUACUUGAAAUGAGUUUUGGAGCUCGACACUCUUAACCAACCAGGUUCCAUCUCAUCAUCAACCUCUUCACCCAAUCAGCACGUUUCUCCUGGCGAGUCUUAGCCGGGUCCCAGCCGAGGCGAGGGGCUUUCGCAAGGUUUUUAGGAUUUAUGAAAUAUUGAUUUCCACUCCGGUCUCCCCCAGAACCACUUCACGCUGACUUUGCAUCCUGAGCAGCUCCCCAUCUCUGGCUUGUGUAGUGGGACGGCUCAUUUACCUCAUCUAAAAAGAGGUUAAUUGCCACUGUAACCAAGGCGAUGUUUCACUGAGUUUUUAGGUCUUUUAGACCUCCAUGGCUGACGAAGGGGGGUGUUUGGGAAAUACUCAUGCUUAGAUUAUCUUUUUUAUUAUUAUUUUGAGAAGCACUAGAUAAGAUGGUUUCUAAUCAGAACACUGUUCUUGCCAACUGGAAAAAAAUUGUCAGCAUUCAUAGAUCAUUAUUUGCUGACUGCCAUUGUUGUGUUUUACCUGUUCUUUGUAUUGUAUUGAAACUUGAUUUAAUGCAUUUAUGUUUAUAAUGUUGAUAAUAAAUAAGGCAGUAUUACUACAAUGUAGCACUCUUAUUAACGCCAAUCCUGUGACCACCCCACACGGCCACCAGGGAGCAGUAGACCACCGGUGCAGACCGCUGCUGGUUGAGGCGCAGUCGUUUCAACAACUCCUGAUUCUGCUUGAAAUUUUUUUAUGUUUACAUCCAUUUCAGACUGCAGUUUUUUUUACACUGGGGGGGGUCAGUGGGUAAAGUAUGGAUCAAAGGGUUGACUAGCAUGCUUGCUUUUUAAAAUUCUCUUUUCUUUCCUUCUUCCCUUUUUAUUUUUCUUUCUUAAAUAUAUAUCGUAGCUGCUUCUUGUACAAACGGAGAAGAGCGUCUCACUGACUUCAGUUCAUUUUGACCUUAGAUGAUGUCUUGUGGGACACAAUGCAGUUCAGAACCAAAAAUAAGUGAACAAAAUGUAGUCCCCCAAGAGCAGCCCGCCGUCCUAUGAUUUCACAGGAACGCAUUUUUCGGCACGGUAUUCAUUUCUGUCUCUGAUUUUGUUGCCUGUCAGUCCUGAACCGGUCUCCUCACUGCCCCUGUGUCCCCCCUCUCGUCCUCCUCUCUUAUCUCUCCUUCCCCUCCCUCCCUCCCUCCCUCUUCCUCCACUCCCACGGAACUGAAAUGUGAAGCGACGUCUGGGAACAUUGAAAACCGAUAUCAAGCACAUGAAGCUAUGGACAUUUUUAUUUUUUCUUCUGUGUAUGUGUACAGUACUCUGAAAAUAUCAUAAAUAUGAGUGACUACAGCCAAAGCAUGUAACAUGUUGCUUUAAGCCUUAAACGGCUCCACACAAGACUUGACUUGUAUGAUGUUGACAUUUCCACAGUGGCCUGUAUUGGUUAACUAAUAAACAAAAAUAUGAUUUGUAGCCUGA